AUGACCAACUUCGAGAAGUCGGUCAAAGGGGCCACGAAGCUCAAGCUUGCGGCCCCUAAAUCCAAAUACGUUGAGACCAUCCUAGUGGCGACCCACACCGGCGAGGCGGGCGUCGCAGAAGUAUUCCGAACACUACAACUUCGACUGCGCGAUUCAGCAUGGACCAUCGUUUUCAAGGCUCUCAUCAUCGUGCACCUCCUGAUCCGUGAGGGCCAAGAGAACGCGGCCCUGUCUUAUCUCUCUGACAACCCGAAGAAGAUCGCCCCCAGCAACUUUUCCGAAGCCCAGUCACAAGGUCGUAACAUUCGUCGAUAUGCCGAGUAUCUAAUCACACGCGCAAGAGCCUUUGAAGCAACCAAGACGGAUUACGUGCGAAGCGGGCCGGGACGCCUAAAGCGACUGAGCGUGGAGAAGGGCCUGUUGAGAGAAACGGAGUUUGUGCAGAAACAGAUUCGCGCUCUGCUACGAGCUGACUUAUUGACCGACGAGCCCGAGAACGAGAUUAGCUUGACUGCUUUUCGCCUGUUGACCCUUGAUCUCCUGACAUUGUACUCCGUCAUGAAUGAGGGUACCAUCAACGUCCUGGAGCAUUACUUUGAGAUGUCCAGACCGGAUAGUGAACGUGCUCUGGCAAUCUACAAAACAUUUACCCGACAGACGGAAGAAGUGGUACAAUUCUUGGGAGUGGCAAGACACUUCCAGUCAGCCACUGGAGUCGAAAUUCCGAAGCUGAAGCAUGCCUCGACUGAUCUGGCGCGUUUGCUCGAGGACGACUUGAAUGACCCAGAUUUCGACCUGCGCCGUCGAGAGUAUCUGGCACAGAAAGGCAUCAAGAAAGAUUUUGGUGCUCCCUCUGACACGCCUUCGUCUGCCACCCCGUCUAAGCCCACACCCGCGCCUGCGUCGAACCCACCAAGACUACCUGAGCCGCAGAAAGCGCCACAAUCGGACCUGAUCGACUUCUUUGAGUCGAUCGAACCAAACCAGCAGCCCAUUACCCAGCAGAAUACUGUUCAGUAUCGGCAAACAGGCUUCCAACAACCGCAACAGCAGGCGUUUUAUCCCCAGCAGACCGGCUACCAGCAGCAGCAGCAGCCUCAAAUGACAGGCUACGGCCAACAGAACCCAUACGGCGGAGGUUUCCAGCAGCAGCAGAACACUGGUAAUCCCUUCGGACAACCUAUGGGCCAGCCGCAAGCCCAGCCGCUCCAGGCUACUCCCACCGGUGCUGGUUUUGGAGGCUACACUCCACAGCCGCAGCAAUAUGGUUAUCAGUCGAACCUCGCAUCCACUCCGCAGAAUGGGAUUCCUCCUCUCCCCCAGCAGCAACAACAGUCGGCCGUCGCAAAUCAAUUGCAGCCGCAGACUACCGGAACAAACCCAUUCCGACAGUCCAUGAUGCUCAACUCGGCCACCGGUGGUGGCGCUCCCCCGGCUGCUCCGCUCCAACGACAAAACACCAACCCCUUCGCAAAGCGACUCUCUGUCGCGCACCAGCUCAAUGCCCCUCCAACUGAACCAGUGCCUCCACUUCCCCAACAGCCACCGGCGCAGCAGCACCAGCAGCCGCAAGCGCUCCAACCCCAGCGAACCGGAACCAACCCGUUUGCGCGGAGCUCGACCGUUCCUCCCCAGACUACGGGGCUGCAGCCUCUGCAGCCGACUCCAACGGGGAGCACCAAUCCAUUCCGCCAGAGCCAGUUCAUCCACCAACAGACUGGACAGGGCUGGCAGAAUAGUGGACAGGGUGGCACGAUGGGUGGAUUGGAGCAGAUGGAUACGGUCCCGGUGUUUCCGCGACCGGGAAUGAUCUAG
Messenger RNA from Penicillium argentinense, 1815 nucleotides. Its product is annotated as ENTH domain protein. The record is from RefSeq and is a predicted model, not a curated record. The transcript has 5 exons. Gene Ontology annotation, biological process: vesicle budding from membrane; clathrin coat assembly; clathrin-dependent endocytosis. Gene Ontology annotation, cellular component: clathrin-coated pit; clathrin-coated vesicle. Gene Ontology annotation, molecular function: SNARE binding; clathrin heavy chain binding; 1-phosphatidylinositol binding. NCBI's taxonomy places the organism in Eukaryota, Fungi, Ascomycota, Eurotiomycetes, Eurotiales, Aspergillaceae. Bases 1 to 1815 code for a protein of 604 amino acids.